AUGCCAUCAUUCAUCGCGCUUGGUGUAACAGGCCUCAUAGCUGCCUACAUCUUCCUUCGCACUCUGGUCUACUUGACGCACGAUCCAAGAGAGCCGAAAGUAUUGGCCGGGACUAUUCCCUUUGUCAGCCCCCUCAUUGGUAUGCUCACCGAGAAGGGUCGCUAUUACGUUCGGAUGAGAGACACAUAUGGACUUCCCAUAUACACCCUCAAGAUGCCGGGAGCAUCUCUAUACGUUGUGAACUCUCUCCAAUUGAUACAACGUAUUGAUCGCCAUAUCUUGACUGUCGCCUUCUCUCCCAUUCAAGCGCGAGUGUGCGACAAGGUAAUGUGCGUGAGCAAGAGUGGCAUGGCCACCAUUGCAGGAGAGAAGGAGGUGACUGAAGAUGGCUACCUAAGAAGCUUCCCGAGAUCUACAGCACCCGGUACUUCACCAGGCCCCGGGUUGGAUUCGCUCAACAGGGCAGCCGUGAAUUGCUUCGCCGCAUCGUUCGACAAGCUUGCAAAGCAGGAAUCUUGCACUGUCAAGCUCUAUGAAUGGCUACGGCAUGAGAUAUUUGCUUCCACCAUGGAGGCGACAUACGGGCCUCACAACCCAUUUCGCAAGCCCGAGCUGGAACAAGCAUGGUUUCAAUUCGAGUCUGGUAUCAUGACACUUUUGAUGGAUAUGUUCCCGAGAAUAUUUGCACGACAAACACUCAAGACGCGCGAGCUCAUGGUAGCAGAGUUCGAUCGCUAUUUCGAGCAGCAGCGACAUCUUGAAGGUUCAUUGUUGGUCCAGCUCCGGCAGAAACAUAACGCUGCCUUUGGACUCGACAAGGACUCGGCACAUAUUGAAAUUGGUCAAGUUGCUGCUGGUAUUGUCAAUACUGCCCCAACUGCCUUCUGGACGAUUUGGCAAGUUCUUUCAGAUCCGAUCGUACUGGAAGACUGCCGUCGCGAAGUAACGAAUCUUGUAACGACUGACGCGCAUGGCGUGUGUGUUAUCGAUUUGGCACAGGUUAAGACCAAGUGCCCGAUCUUGGUGUCAACAUGGCAAGAGGUCUUGAGAUUUCAUGGCAUUAGCAUUGCUGCUCGAAUCAUCAAGGAGGAUACCUUGGUGGAUAACCAGUAUCUCUUGAAAAAGGGCGGAGUCUUGCUUAUACCAAAUGCCGUGAUCCACAGUGACCAGACCCUAUGGGGGCCAACCGCGGAUGUUUUCAACCAUAAGCGAUUUCUCAAAACCACAAAAGAUGAAGCACACCGGUUUCCUGCCGCUGCAUUCAGAGGAUUCGGCGGGGGUCACGUCUUGUGUCCUGGUCGCCACUUUGCUAGCACUGAAGUCUUGGCCAUUCUGGCCUUGAUACUCGCGAGAUGCGAUGUACAGCCUGUUGGCGGGAAAUGGAUUGAGCCCAAGAAAGACAACGUGAUGGAUCGGGCUUGUCCGCUUCCCAAACAGGAUCUCCAGGUUACGCUGGUCCCGAAGAGCAACCAGCAGUGGCGCGUAGUUUUCUCUAAUAACGACAAGGGCAUCAAUAUCGUUGCAGAGGAUUUUUGUGAGAAGGGCACUUGA
This is a messenger RNA of Pestalotiopsis fici W106-1, 1551 nucleotides long. RefSeq lists its product as uncharacterized. Bases 1 to 1551 code for a protein of 516 amino acids. NCBI's taxonomy places the organism in Eukaryota, Fungi, Ascomycota, Sordariomycetes, Amphisphaeriales, Sporocadaceae. The record is from RefSeq and is a predicted model, not a curated record. Gene Ontology annotation, molecular function: monooxygenase activity; oxidoreductase activity, acting on paired donors, with incorporation or reduction of molecular oxygen; heme binding. The transcript is spliced from 2 exons.